Messenger RNA from Cylindrotheca closterium, 864 nucleotides. NCBI's taxonomy places the organism in Eukaryota, Bacillariophyta, Bacillariophyceae, Bacillariales, Bacillariaceae. The record is from the annotation of a GenBank genome assembly.
AUGUCCGUUACCAAGAACAAUAGAGGACGAUCUUUCAACAUCGUCCUGUGUUUGAUGGUCAUGAUGACGAUGGUGACUUCCUUUACUAUGUCGCCAUCGACAUCGCAAUCAACCUCGACUUGCCUUGAAAUGAUUCGAACGAAAGGUUUGGAACGAACUGUGGACAGCGCUACUCCUGAAGAGGGCGGGAUGACACUAUUGGUGAAGGCUGGUCCUUCUACCGAUGGAACGAGCUUACCAGUAGGAGAUUGUCCCUUUGCCCAUUCAAUUCGUUUAGUACUAGAAGAGAAAGGUUUGAAAUAUCAGGUUCAGCCCUGCUCUCCCGACACCAAGCCAGAAUGGUUGGUCGACUACUAUGAGGGAAAGUUGCCAGCACUGCGACAUCGAAAGGAGUGUUAUGUGGAGUCGAGCGUGAUUAUGGAAUACUUGGAGUUUUUCUUUUCAUCCGAUUCCUAUCCUUCUCUUAAACCGCCUAAAAAGUGCAAUGGGGAAGAUGUCUUGGAUGGGUUCUUCCCAGCAGUGGCGCAAUAUUUGAAGGACACUAGUGGUGAUGGAGCCGGCGAGGAGGAUGAGAAAUUGCAGAAUUUGCGUGACAAGUUACAAGGAAUUGAAGAUCACCUUGCAGGUAUCGAUGGUUCCUUCUUGUGUGGAGACGAUUUCAGUCUAUUGGAUUGUCGGUUGGUACCGCAAUUGUACCACCUGUAUGUUGCUUCCCAGGAAUUCAAGGGUGAUAUUCCCAACUGGAAGGAAGAUUAUCCGAGUCUACAGACGUAUUAUGAAAGUUGCACCUCUCGCCCCAGCUUUCAAGCAACUCUGUAUCCGGAAGAGACGAUCAUCUGGGGAUGGUCGCAGGCGCGAUCAUAG